This is a messenger RNA of Mesoplodon densirostris (Blainville's beaked whale), 4286 nucleotides long. It is a transcript of the gene COQ3, whose product is annotated as coenzyme Q3, methyltransferase. The transcript has 7 exons. NCBI's taxonomy places the organism in Eukaryota, Metazoa, Chordata, Mammalia, Artiodactyla, Ziphiidae. Gene Ontology annotation, biological process: ubiquinone biosynthetic process. The record is from RefSeq and is a predicted model, not a curated record. Gene Ontology annotation, molecular function: 2-methoxy-6-polyprenyl-1,4-benzoquinol methyltransferase activity. Bases 7 to 1119 code for a protein of 370 amino acids.
GUCGUGAUGUGGGGAGGCCGCAAGCUGAGCUCCUCCUGGAGUCGAUAUUUAGGAGCGCAUAAGUCGGCGUUCCGGGGCACACAGGCAGGCUGUCUUCGCUUAACCACGUCGGCGGCUUAUUCAAAAAAUCAGCUCAGUUGGACUCUACAAAUUAAACCAUCGGUUUUCAGUGACUACAGAAUCAUGUGUUUCAAAUCCUAUAGCACGACUUUUGCCUGCCUGAAUAGGAUGAAAAGUUACAGACUCCCUUGGACAAGACUGUACAGUACUUCCCGGACCACUGUAGACAGCAGUGAGGUGAAGACCUUCCUGGCCUUGGCGCACAGGUGGUGGGACGAACAAGGAAUAUAUGCACCUCUUCACUCUAUGAACGACCUGAGGGUGCCGUUCAUUAGAGACAAUCUUUUAAAAACAGUUGCUGAUCACCAGCCAGGAAAACCUUUGUCUGGGAUGAAGAUUCUUGAUGUUGGCUGUGGUGGUGGAUUGUUAACGGAGCCUCUAGGGCGGCUUGGGGCUUCAGUUAUUGGAAUUGAUCCUGUGGAUGAGAACAUUAAAACGGCACAGCACCAUAAAUCAUUUGACCCAGUCCUGGAUAAGAGGAUAGAGUACAGAGCGUGUUCCCUGGAAAAGAUUGUGGAAGAAACUGCAGAAACAUUUGAUGCUGUCGUAGCUUCUGAAGUUGUAGAACAUGUGAUUGAUCUAGAAAUGUUUAUACAGUGCUGCUGUCAAGUGUUAAAACCCGGUGGUUCUUUAUUCAUUACUACAAUCAACAAAACACAGCUGUCCUAUGCCUUGGGAAUUGUUUUUUCAGAGCAGAUUGCAGGUAUUGUACCAAAAGGUACUCAUACAUGGGAGAAGUUUGUUUCACCUGAAAAGCUAGAGAGCAUUCUGGAAUCAAACGGUCUGUCAGUUCAAACUGUGGCAGGAAUGCUCUACAACCCCUUCUCAGGUUACUGGCAUUGGAGUAAAAACACCAGCCUUAAUUAUGCAGCUCAUGCCGUGAAAUCCAGCAUUCAGGAACACCCAGCUCCUGCCGAGUUUGCUUUAAAGGAGGAAACAGAAGAGCUCCGAAAUGAAACCUCCACCAACUCAGGUGUGCAUGAAGAGCUGAAGAAAUGAAUUGUUUCUAAGGACAGUAGUAAAAUGGCUUGAAAGUCUGAUGUUUACAAAUACACAAAAUAUACCGUUUGUCUUUUGAGACAGGAUCAUAAAGAAAAGAAAGUCAAUAGAAAGGGCUAAAACCUUAGAUAAAAGCUUUUGUUGUUUCAUCUAAUAGCUACCUUCAAGGGAUUAGUCUAUGUAUUAAAAAAGUUUUCAUGAGGUAUUAUGUGAUCUAGGAGUUUAAGUUUCUCAGCCUUUGUUAUAUAAAUAGGGUAUACAUAUUUCGCUUCAUCUUACAGAUUAUAUGAUAUUUUUCCCACAUGUAUGCACAUACAUAUAUACUGUAAUGUUUUAAUUUAAGUAAAUUUGUAUCAUCUAGGUUCUUCUUUAUUUGGUUUUAGUUACAGGCAGUUAUGCUUCUGACUGGUUUUAUUUUAUACCACAUAUUUAGGAAGAUAAAAUGUCUUUUUUCCUUUAAAUUUUGGUUUUUGGAAAGCAAAUUGAUUGUUAAAUAUAAACUGGGUUUGGUCAAACAUUAGAAUCAAGGAAUUCAGAUUAUGUUGGACAUUUUUCUCUGUACAGUUCUAUAAAUGUUUUGUGGUGCCUUUUUUAAGUAGAAAAGAUUUUUGAACUCAAUUUAAGAGUUUAGUUAUGGAAAUUUUCUUUUUCGGCUAACAUUUUGUAAUUAGAGGCACUGACUUGAAAUAUACUUUCACGCCUCUUGAAGUAUGUGAUUUUUUGGCUUUUUCUGAAAGUCCAGAAUGUAUAAGGACUUUGAUAGAGGGUGUUGACCAAAUAUGAGAAAUAUAGGUUGAACGCCUGUGACUCAUAUAGAAAGUCAGCUUUUACUUUCUAGCCUUUCUCACCGUUUUUUGUUUUUGUUUUUGGCUGCACCCCACUGGACCACGGGGAAUUCCCUAGCCUUUCUCACUUUUAAGCUCAUAAGCUUUGUGUAUUUCUUUGUCAGUGCCUGUUGGAUUGGGCUCACCACGCAAACAAUUCCCAACCAUCUUAGCUUAUCACUUGCUUGUUCUCAGUGGCAUUCCAGGGAGGAAACUGAAAUUUAAAGGGUUAAAAGAAAUUUUAACUUCGGUUGCUAAUGUCUAAUUAGGACACUAAAAAUCAGGAGUUCCCACUGGGUUUCAUUUAAAAGUUUGAUUCUUAGUCUGAAUUCUAGUAGUUUUGUUACCAAAGCAAAGCUUCUUCAUUCUAUCUUGGGAAAAAAAAAAAGUGUUGGUAUUAGAAAUUAAUCUAAAUGGAAAACCAGAAACCAUAAAACUCUUAGAAGAAAACAUAGGUGGAAUACUCUUUGACAUAAAUUGUAGCAAUGUACUUUUUUUUUGUCUCCUAAAGCAAAGGAAACAAAAGCAAAAAUAAAUGAAUGGAACCCAAUUAAACUUAAAAACUUUUGCACAGCAAAGAAAACCAACAACAAAACAAAAAGACAACCUACCGAAUGGGAAAAAGUAUUUGCAAAUGAUAUGAUUGAUAAGGGAUUAAUAUCCAAAAUAUAUAAACAGCUCAUACAACUCAACAUCAAAAAAAAAAACAGAUUAAAAGAUAGACAGAUGACCUGAAUAGACAUUUUUCCAAAGAAGAUAUACAGAUGGCCAAUAGGCACAUGAAAAGAUCGCUAAUCACCAGGGAAAUGCAAAUCAAAACCACAAUGAGGUAUCAACUCCCAUCUGUCAGAAUGGCUAUCAUCAAAAAGUCUACAAAUAACAAGUGUUGGCAAGGAUGUGGACAAAAGAGAACCCUUGUACACUGUUGGUGGGAAUGUGAAUUGGUGCAGCCACUACAGAAAACAGUAUAGAGAUUCCUCAAAAAACUAAAAAUAGAACUACCAUAUGACCCAGCAAUUCCACUCCUGAGUAUAUAUCCAAACAAAACAAAAACAAAAACACUAAUUCAAAAAGAUCUGUGCACCCCAACGUUCAUAGCAGCUCUAUUUACAAUUGCCAAGAUAUGGAGGCAACCUAACUAACCAUCAACAAAUGAAUGGAUAAAGAAGAUGUUAUUUAUAUAUAUAUAUAUUGGGUUGGGCAAAAAGUUCGUUCAGGUUUUUCCACCCGAACAGUUUUUUUUUUUUGCCACCCUAAUACACAUGCACACACACACACACACACACAAUGGAAUACUACUCAGCGACAAAAAAGAAUGAAAUUUUGCCAUUUGCAACAACAUGGAUAUUGUUGGAGGGUCUUAGAUGCUAAGUGAAAUAAGACAGAACGAUAAGGUGAAGGGGCAAGAUAACAAGAGACACAAACUACUAUGAAUAAAAUAAGCUACAAGGAUAUAUUGUACAGGGACUUACCUGGUGGCACAGUGGUUAAGAAUCUGCCUGCCGAUGCAUGGGAGGUGGGUUUGAUCCCUGGUCCAGAAAGAUCCCACAGGCCGUGGAACAGCUAAGCCCGUGCACCACAACUACUGAGCCUGCGCUCUAGAGCCUGUGCACCACAACUACGAAAGCCGGGAAACCUAGAGCCCGUGCUCCGCAACAAGAGAAGCCAUUGAAAUGAGAAGCGCGCGCACAGAAACGAAGAGUAGCCCCUCCUUGCCACAACUAGAGAAAGCCUGUGCACAGCAACGAAAACCCAAUGCAGCCAAAAAUAAAUUAAAAAGUUAAAAAAAAAUGAUUAAUCUAAGGACUGUGUAAUGAAAUUGAUUAAAAGGCAGCCCCCAAACAAAGGGCAUUUAUUUUAGAAAGAACACUCUAACUUUCAAUUAUUAAAAAUAUACAUUGUUAAGUGAUGGAAAUUCAGUAUAAUUCAGUAAUAGCCCCAUUAGGUAGGGACUACCGUCCACUCCAUUUCACAGAGAUGUUAGAUGUAUUCAGCUUCACACAAGUAGUAAGAGGCAGACCCAGGCAGUCUGAUUGCUGAGCUUGUGCACAUCACCACCUUGAUACUUGUGUCUAGUAUCUGUGCCAUCAUAUGGUCAUCGUGGUAGCAUAACCACACACAACUGGAUUAUUAUCACUUAUUUGAAUUGUCUGUAUGCAAGGUAGCACCUUCAAAAGCAUUUAAAUCAAACAGCGUCACAAAAUCUGGGCUAUUUGCCUCAGUUCUCUUAGAGCUUCAUUGCCUUUCUAUGACUAAAACAAUUACAUGCUACUGAUGACAACUUAAUAAAAUACUUUAAAGCCCCCAAAUAAAAUUAUAGCCUUACUUUCUAUUAUAGUUACA